GGAAGGACGGAGGCCUGCUUUCAGCGGCCUGUACAUGCUUCUCCUGGCCCGGUGUGUGAGGCGCAGCUGCUGCCUGUGUCAUGUUGUCACUACGGGACGGGGCUCCCUCGGGCUACCCCCCUCCUCCUCCUCUCUUCUCCUCAGGAAACAAUAUCUCAUGUGUGAGCGGGGAAAUGACAUCGCGGCCGUGCAGGACACAUGCGGGGAGCGGCAGCAGGACAGUCCGAGGCCCAGCGAACAGGAGAAGGCCGAGCUGGAUCCAGAGGUGCUGAGCAUAGUACAGGCACAUGAGGCCGCCUGCCUGGUAGGUCAAGAAGGAUACUCAGAUCCCCAUACUGGAUAUUUUGUUUUCACCAGAAUAGCUCAUUUGAGAAGAGGCAAAUGCUGCGGGACCGCAUGUAGGCAUUGUCCAUAUGGCCAGGAAAAUGUUAAGGAUUCAUCUAGAAAGAAGCAAUUUAAUUCCUUUUUUUACACAUGACAGCCGAGUUCAAUCUCGCAGCUAUUUUUUCAUUAAUCGAGGGGAUUUUAAAAGACGGUACUGUAAAGCAAUUGUAUUUAGUCCUGCUAACGAUGCUGUCUUUCUAGUUAAUAUUCUUAAGUAAUGAAUUCAAUGUUAAUUGUAAUAAACAUCAAAUGGAAAGCAAA
Messenger RNA from Nanorana parkeri, 645 nucleotides. It is a transcript of the gene CUNH1orf53, whose product is annotated as chromosome unknown C1orf53 homolog. The transcript has 3 exons. NCBI's taxonomy places the organism in Eukaryota, Metazoa, Chordata, Amphibia, Anura, Dicroglossidae. The record is from RefSeq and is a predicted model, not a curated record. Bases 35 to 478 code for a protein of 147 amino acids.